This is a messenger RNA of Scedosporium apiospermum, 1056 nucleotides long. RefSeq lists its product as uncharacterized. NCBI's taxonomy places the organism in Eukaryota, Fungi, Ascomycota, Sordariomycetes, Microascales, Microascaceae. Gene Ontology annotation, cellular component: endoplasmic reticulum. The coding region runs from base 1 to 1056 and encodes 351 amino acids. The record is from RefSeq and is a predicted model, not a curated record. The transcript is spliced from 2 exons. Gene Ontology annotation, molecular function: misfolded protein binding; protein-folding chaperone binding.
AUGCUCUCCCUCAUCGGUUGGUGGUUCCUCCCAUCACUCGUCGCAGGCUGGACCCAAUCCAUCUGGUACUCUCUCACCAUCCGCGCCGGCGACCCCAAACCCCAACCCGGCCACCCCCGCUUCGCCCGCGACCGCCGCACCAUCCAAAUCCUCGUCAUCUCCCUCUACCUCCUCUACACCAUCUACGAAGCCUCCUGGGAGCUCCGGCGCCAAGGCAACUUCUACACCUACCUCGGCCUGCCCCCCACCGCCUCCGACCGCGAGAUCAAAUCCCGAUUCCGCCGCCUCGCCGCCGUGCAUCACCCGGAUAAAGCAGCCCAAGGCACCACCUCCGACGGCUCGGAAUUCAUCCGUCUCAAGAUCGCUGCUGAUACGCUUCUCAACGAGGCGAGUCGCUUCGCCUACGAACGCUUCGGGCCCGCCGUCAUAGAAUGGAAGGAUUGCGCCUCAAGGUACGAAUAUGCCUUUAGGGGCACGAUCAUGGGCGUGGUCCCUCACUACGUAAUCUACGCCGUCGUCCAGUACGUCCUCGGAUUUUUCGGGUAUCUCGACUUCGCGCGCUAUUGGCGCUGGUUCUUCCUCGUCGCCAUGGCCGCCUUCGAACUUCACAUCACCACCCGACCAUCCUCCACCCUCCUCUCCCUCCUCAACCCCGUCCUCGAGUCCCCGCUCUUCAGCCACCCGCCCCUGCUACAGUUCCAACUCGUCGCGUUGGCCCGCAGACUCUGCGUCACCUUCUACAUCGCCCUCUCGCAGAUCGGGCCCCUCGCGUUUCCCUCUAAGACUCCUGGCGACUCCGACAAGGCCGUUCACGCGCAGAUCGACCGCGUCACUGCGCUGGCUAACGAGGUCGAUGAGCUCUCGGGGAGGUUGUUGGACGUGGAGCUGUCGCCGUUCAAGGGGGAUGAGGAGAUGCUGAAGACUGUGAGGGGAAAGAUUGCGGAGUGGUUGGUGCAGAAUACGAUUCGGGCGGAUCCGAUGGUCAAGGAUGCUAUGGGGCAGUCGUUUAGGAGGAGGAGGGUGGAUGCGCCGGCGGGAGCUAAGGGAAAUCGGUGA